Molecule: messenger RNA, 2838 nt
Organism: Rodentolepis nana
Lineage: Eukaryota; Metazoa; Platyhelminthes; Cestoda; Cyclophyllidea; Hymenolepididae
Source: the annotation of a GenBank genome assembly
AUGGCGAAUAUAUUUGGUAUUGAAUUAGACGAACUUGAUGAAGUCAUCAGUCAACCUGAAAGGCCUAAGACUUUUGGUUUGUUACCUUCUACUUCGGUCUUAAAGCGCCCAGCAGUUCCUAUUCCUUCGUCGUUUUCUUUACCAACAACUCGGAAAUCGAAAUUCAAAGCACCAAGAUUAAAAUCAGUCACCUUACCUACUGAAGCCGGUUGUCUUCAUGAGGUUGUUUUACCGGUUGGUGUUGAUCGUUUCAAGUCACUUACACCAAUCUCUCAAAUCCCCGCCAAAACUUAUCCCUUCAAACUAGAUCCCUUUCAACGUGAAGCCGUCCUUUGCAUUGAAAACGAUCAGUCUGUUCUAGUUUCAGCUCACACAUCUGCAGGGAAGACUGUUGUUGCUGAAUAUGCAAUUGCCCGUUGCCUGGCAAAUAAGCAACGAGUCAUUUAUACCACGCCAAUUAAAUCUCUAAGCAAUCAAAAAUUUCGUGAAUUCACUGCAGAGUUUAAAGAUGUUGGUCUUAUGACGGGUGAUAUUACAAUCAAUCCCGAAGCUACUCUACUUAUAAUGACAACUGAAAUUCUCAGAUUGAUGCUCUAUCGUGGAAACGAAAUCACGCGAGAGUUGGGUUGGGUUAUUUUUGAUGAAAUUCAUUACAUGAAGGAGAAAGAACGUGGUGUUGUCUGGGAGGAAUCGAUUAUCCUUCUAUCGGAUCGUGUACGCCAGGUCUUUCUCAGUGCGACAAUCCCCAACGCCAGACAAUUUGCUGAAUGGGUUGCUUUUCUCCAUAAGUUGCCUUGUCAUGUCAUCUAUACGGAUUAUCGUCCUACUCCCCUUCAGCAUUAUGUAUAUCCCUGUGGUGGUGAUGGUAUCUUCUUGGCCGUGGGUAAAGAUCGUGAGUUCAAUGAAAAGAACUUCGAUGAGGCCGUAGGUGUAGUCAGAAAGGCCGCGGAUAACGCCAAGUCAGAUGCUUCAAUGCGUGGUCAUCGCGGUGGGUCCCAAAGAGCAGUCACCUAUUGCUCAAAAUUAAUCAAACUUGUGAUGGACAACAACCUCCAACCCCUUAUUGUCUUUUCGUUCAGCAAAAAUGACUGCCAAUUCUACGCCAAUGAAAUCUCCAAGAUGGAAUUCACAGAUGAUAAAGAAAAGGCUGCAAUCAAGCUAAUUACCUCCAAUGCCCUGGAAUCCCUCUCAGCGGAGGACAAGAAAAUUCCCCAAAUCACAGAAAUGAUGCCAUUCCUUCGACGGGGAAUUGGUGUUCAUCAUGGUGGUUUGCUUCCGAUUCUCAAAGAGCUGGUUGAAAUUCUCUUUGGUGAGGGUUAUCUAAAAGUCCUCUUCGCUACUGAGACCUUUGCAAUGGGUCUCAACAUGCCCGCUCGAACGGUUCUCUUCACUGCUACUCGCAAAUUUGACGGUCAGAGUUUCAGACACUUGUCAUCUGGGGAAUACAUUCAGAUGUCUGGUCGUGCUGGACGUCGUGGUAAAGAUGAUCGGGGUACUGUGAUCCUCAUGAUCGAUAACACCGUCUCUCCUGAUGCCGCUAAACAGCUGUUAUUAGGUGCUCCGGAUCCUCUUAAUUCAGCAUUUACUCUAUCUUACAACAUGGUGCUCAACUUGCUGUUGGUUGAAGACAUUAAUCCUCAAAUUAUGCUGGAAAAGAGUUUCUUCCAGUUCCAGAACUACGCCUCGAUUCCAAUUCUUGAACAAAAGAUUGAAAAACUAGAUGCAGAAUAUAAGAACAUUGGAAUUUCAGAAAAUAUUAAUAUUGAGGAUCUCUCGAAUUUACUUCAACUGCGAAGAGCAAUUGACGAUUUAGAACGCCAGAAAUGGCAACUGUCUAUGAAGUAUAAAUAUUCGGGACCCUUCCUUGUACCUGGUCGAAUCGUACGAGUUGAAAGUGAUUCGGGAGUGGAUUUUGGUUUUGCAAUUGUACUAAAUAUCCGCCGAUCAAAGAAACGAGAUCCUGAUAGUGGUAGUGUGCUGUCAGACUCCAUUACGGCAGAUGUUUUAGUCAGAGUAGCUGUGGAGAACCCUGAGGAUUUCACCAACCCCAUCAUCCUUGAUCCUGAACCCCUUGAAUUGUCCUCUUUCAAACCUAUUGAUGAAUUUGAUAUCCAAGUUGCAGAAGACGAAGAUGAAGAGGAACGGUCUCCCAAGGUUGAGUCUAAACCCCACAGUUCUUCCAAGAAACGAAAGAGGCCAUGGAAGAGCAAUGCUAAUUCAAAACCCCAACCUGCUAAAAAGUUAAAAACGUCGACUCAUGUCGCCAUGGCAACUAUCGCACGCGUACCUCUAGAUUGUCUCCACGACAUGUCAACUGUUUGUUUGAAUUUCAAAACCAUAUCUGGUGCUGAUCCGAAAAAUUCCUCAGCACUGGUUGGUAAAAUGGCCAAGUUGCCGCCUCCCUUGAGGUUGAAAUUCUGGGAGGGAAUUGAUAGAGCCAAAGCAAAGUUGAAUGGUGAAAUCCCUCUUUUGGACCCUAUUGCUGAUUUGGGCAUUAAGAAUAAUGAGCUAAAGAAGUGUCUUGAAAAUAUUCAUCUGUUGAAAGCUCGUUUUGCUGAUAAUCCCCUUUCUACAAGAAGCGAUAUUGAUCAGCUUGUUCACAAUCAUGAAAGGAGGAUUGUGAAAUUCCAGGAGCUUCGAAUGGCUCACGAGGAGUUGAAUAAGAAGGAAUCUCUUUUGCAGCUGGAUGAAUUACACUCGAGAAAGAGGGUUCUGCGAAGACUGGGUUUUUGUGCUGAAGAUGAUGUCAUUCAUCUGAAAGGUCGUAUUGCCUGUGAAAUAUCCUCUGGAGAUGAAUUAAUGCUUACGGAAUUGCUUCUUGAUGGCUUCUUUAAGUGA